Messenger RNA from Impatiens glandulifera, 7006 nucleotides. RefSeq names its product protein furry homolog-like. Bases 413 to 6865 code for a protein of 2150 amino acids. The transcript is spliced from 18 exons. The record is from RefSeq and is a predicted model, not a curated record. Gene Ontology annotation, biological process: cell morphogenesis. Gene Ontology annotation, cellular component: cell cortex; site of polarized growth. NCBI's taxonomy places the organism in Eukaryota, Viridiplantae, Streptophyta, Magnoliopsida, Ericales, Balsaminaceae.
AAAAAAAGAAAAAGAAAAGAAAAGAAAAGACAGCUACGAAAUUCAGAUGGUCGGACGAACAUACCGGUCCUGUUGAAAUCUGAUUGUCCGAGAAGAUAUAGCUGCCGGAAAGUUUAUGUCAUCAGUUCCUUGAUGGCCUAAACCCUAGUACUUCAUCGUCUUCAUUUCAUUGAAGCUGCAUCGCUUCAUGUUGCAGGUUCAAAACAAGGUGUCAAGUUGUUUUUUUCUAUUAAAGGGUUAGCUUGGGUUUUUCUCUGCAUCGCGUUUGCCCUAGCAGAUCGGGAAGCUGCUGGGCUUUUAUGAUUUUUUAAUUUGUAUCUGGGCAAUGGAUUUAUGAAGCUGGGGAAACCAAAAUUGGGAUAAAAGAGAGAGCUGGGGAAGUCCAGUGUUGAAUUGACGCCUAAGGUUUAAAAUGAAGACUGGGAGUGCGGCCAAACUGAUUGUUGAUGCACUUCUGCAGCGGUUUCUUCCCUUGGCAAGGCGUCGGAUCGAAACUGCUCAAGCACAGGAUGGGCAAUACUUGCGACCAUCUGAUCCUGCUUACGAGCAAGUUCUGGAUUCCCUGGCUAUGGUGGCACGACAUACACCAGUACCCCUUCUGGAAGCUCUUCUUAAGUGGAGAGAAAGUGAAUCUCCAAAAGGUGCAAAUGAUGCUCAAACAUUUCAGAGAAAGCUUGCAGUUGAGUGUAUCUUUUGCUCUGCAUGUAUCCGAUUUGUGGAGUGCUGUCCACAAGAAGGACUUACAGAGAAUCUUUGGGUUGGGCUGGAAAAUUUUGUCUUUGACUGGCUAAUCAAUGCCGACAGGAUUGUUAGUCAAGUUGAAUAUCCUUCAUUGGUUGAUUUGCGAGGGUUACUUCUGGACCUUGUUGCACAACUCCUUGGUGCUCUGUCUCGAAUCAGGUUCAGUCCUGUGACAGAGCGUUUCUUCACCGAACUCAAUGCUCGUCGAAUUGAUACCAGUGUUGCCCGUAGUGAAACACUCAGUAUGAUCAAUGGGAUGCGUUAUCUGAAACUUGGGGUCAAGACUGAAGGAGGACUGAAUGCAUCUGCCUCCUUUAUAGCAAAAGCAAAUCCUCUUAAUCGAGCUCCCCAUAAACGGAAAAGUGAACUUUACCAUGCACUAUGCAAUAUGCUAUCGAACAUUCUAGCACCUCUAGCAGACAGUGUGAAGGGUCAGUGGCCACCUUCAGGAGUUGGCAUUUCCUUUUGGUAUGAAGCCCUUGCCCGGAUAAGAUUGGGGCUUGUGCAAUGGAUGGACAAACAAAGCAAGCAUAUAUCUGUUGCAUACCCUCUGGUGACUCUUCUUCUUUGUCUUGGGGAUCCUAAUGUAUUCCUUAAUAAUUUUGGCUCCCACAUGGAACAGCUCUACAAGCAUCUGAGGGACAAGAAUCACCGAUUCAUGGCAUUGGACUGUCUUCAUCGAGUUUUGAGGUUCUAUCUGACUGUUCAUGGGGAUUACCAACAAGCAAACCGCGUCUGGGACUACCUAGAUAGUGUGACAUCACAACUGCUAACUAUCCUCAAGAAAGGCUUGCUUACUCAGGAUGUCCAACAUGAUAAACUUGUUGAAUUCUGUGUAACUAUAGCAGAACAUAAUCUUGAUUUUGCCAUGAACCAUAUGAUCCUAGAACUGCUGAAACAAGAUAGCUCAAGUGAAGCAAAGGUUAUUGGUCUUCGUGCCCUUCUUGUUAUUGUUAUGACUCCAUCAAGCAAGCAUGUUGGCACGGAACUUCAUGGUCAUGACAUUGGUCUCUACAUGCAAAAAAUAAAGGCAGCUAUUGAAUCAAUUUUGAGGUCUUGCCACAGAAUUUAUGGCCAGGCUCUGCUCACUUCUUCAAAAACUACUAUAGAUGCUGUCACCAGGGAAAAGUCUCAAGGAUAUCUUUUCCGGUCUGUCCUGAAGUGUAUACCAUAUCUAAUUGAAGAAGUUGGUCGAAGUGACAAAAUAACUGAGAUAAUUCCUCAACAUGGCAUAAGUAUUGAUCCUGGUGUUCGUGAGGAAGCAGUGCAGGUUCUGAAUCGGAUUGUUAGAUACCUCCCACACCGCCGUUUUGCAGUUAUGAGAGGAAUGUCGAACUUCAUCCUUCGUCUUCCUGAUGAAUUCCCUCUUCUUAUUCAGACAUCCCUUGGACGCCUUUUAGAGCUCAUGCGCUUUUGGAGAUCUUGUUUACUGGAGGAUAGGCUAGAAAAUGAUGUUCAAGAGACGAAGCCAAAGAAUAUUCAGAAAGUUGACGGUUUCAGGAGAUCUUCUUUUCAUCAUUCUGGAGAAGCAAUUGAAUUCCGAACUUCGGAGAUAGACGCGCUUGGCCUCAUAUUCCUCAGUUCCGUGGAUAGUCAGAUCAGACAUACAGCGUUAGAAUUAUUGCGCUGUGUACGUGCUUUAAGGAAUGACAUUCGAGAGCUUGCAAUGAAUGAUCGAUCAGAUUCCAUUAUGAAAAAUGAAGCUGAACCAAUUUUUAUUAUUGAUGUUCUGGAAGAGAAUGGGGACGAUAUUGUUCAGAGCUGUUACUGGGAUUCAGGCCGCCCUUUUGACUUAAGAAGAGAAUUUGAAGCAAUCCCUCCAGAAGUGACACUUCAGUCUAUCUUGUUUGAGAGUCCUGAUAAGAACAGAUGGGCUCGAUGUCUUAGUGAACUCGUAAAAUAUGCAGCUGAACUUUGCCCUAGCACUGUUCAAACAGCGAAGAUAGAAGUCAUUCAGCGUUUGGCUCACAUAACACCUUCUGAGCUGGGUGGAAAGGCUAAUCAAUCACAAGAUGCUGACAAUAAAUUAGACCAGUGGCUAAUGUAUUCCAUGUUUGCAUGUUCAUGUCCUCCAGACAGUAAGGAAUCCAGUGGGCUAGCAGCAACAAAAGAUCUCUUCCAUCUUAUUUUCCCCUCACUGAAAUCUGGCUCUGAAGCUCAUGUACAUGCUGCCACAAUGGCUCUUGGGCAUUCACAUCUUGAGGUAUGCGAAACCAUGUUUACCGAGCUCACCACAUUCAUUGAUGAGGUUUCUCAAGAAACAGAAGGGAAACCAAAAUGGAAGAUUCAAAAGUCUCGGCGUGAAGAACUUCGUGUCCACAUUUCCAAUAUCUACAGGAAUGUUGCUGAAAAGAUUUGGCCAGGCAUGCUAACUCGAAAGCCAGUUUUUCGUCUUCAUUGCUUGAAAUUCAUAGAAGACACGACCAGACACAUCCUUACUGCUGCUCCAGAGAGCUUUCAUGAAACGCAACCUCUCCGCUAUGCACUUGCUUCUGUUCUAAGAUCAUUAGCACCAGAGUUUGUGGGGUCAAAAUCUGAAAAAUUUGACGUUCGAACAAGAAAACGACUGUUUGAACUUCUUCUCAGCUGGUGUGAUGACUCGAGCAGCACAUGGAGUCAAGAAGGUGGUGAUUAUCGGCGUGAAGUUGAACGCUAUAAAUCUAGUCAGCAUUCGAGAUCCAAAGAUUCAAUUGAUAAAAUUGCUUUUGAUAAAGAAAUGAAUGAACAAAUUGAAGCAAUCCAGUGGGCUUCCACAAACGCUAUGGCUUCUCUGUUGUAUGGACCUUGCUUUGAUGACAAUGCUAGGAAAAUGAGCGGACGAGUAAUAUCAUGGAUCAACAAUUUAUUUAUAGAGCCUGCUCAUAGGGCUCCAUUUGGUUACUCGCCAGCAGAUCCUAGAAAUCCUUCUAAUGCCAAGUUUUCAGGAGAUGGUGGACAUGGUGGAGCAGGCCGUGAUAGGCACAGGGGUGGCCAUCUUCGAGUUUCCUUGGCUAAAAUGGCUUUAAAAAAUCUUCUUCUUACAAAUUUGGAUCUUGUACCUGCUUGCAUUGAUCAGUGUUAUUACUCUGCUGCGGCCAUAGCUGAUGGAUACUUUAGUGUGCUUGCGGAUGUCUACAUGUGUCAAGAGAUUCCAGAUUGUGAAAUCCAGAGACUUCUCAGCCUGAUACUGUAUAAGGUGGUUGACCCAUCCAGGCAAAUCCGUGACGAUGCCCUCCAGAUGCUUGAGACUCUUUCAGACCGAGAAUGGGUCGAGGAUGGAAUCGAGGGUUCUGGAAGUUAUCGAGCUGCUGUUGUUGGUAACCUCCCCGAUUCCUACCAACAAUUUCAGUACAAGCUCUCUUGCAAGCUUGCAAAAGAUCAUCCCAAGCUUAGUCAGCUUCUUUGUGAAGAGAUCAUGCAGAGACUGCUUGAUGCAGUUGACAUAAUUGCUCAGCACCAGGUUCUCACCUGCAUGGCUCCUUGGAUAGAAAAUCUCAAUUUCUGGAAACUUAAGGAAUCCGGGUGGAGCGAUCGAUUGCUCAAGAGCCUCUAUUAUGUGACAUGGCGACACGGAGACCAAUUCCCCGAUGAGAUUGAGAAGCUAUGGAGCACGAUAGCCAGCAAACCGAGAAACAUCAGCCCUGUUCUCGAUUUCCUAAUCACGAAAGGAAUCGAAGACUGCGAUUCAAACUCGUCUGCUGAGAUCAGCGGCGCCUUUGCCACGUACUUCUCUGUAGCUAAGCGGGUGAAUCUUUAUCUAGCUCGAAUCUGUCCGCAACGAACCAUUGAUCAUCUCGUUUAUCAGCUGGCACAAAGAAUGCUCGAAGAUAGCAUAGAACCGUUUCGACCAACCGCCAAUAAAGCCGAUGCGAAUGGAAACAACUCGGUUUUGGAAUUCUCACAGGGACCCGUAGUGGCACAAGUAGCGUCGGUUGUCGAUAUCCAGCCUCAUAUGUCGCCAUUGCUCGUUCGUGGAUCGCUCGAUGGCCCGCUUAGGAAUACUAGUGGCAGUUUGAGCUGGAGAACGCCGGCGGUUGGCGGCCGGAGUGCUUCCGGCCCUUUAACUCCGAUGGGGACUGAAUUGAAUAUGGUUCCUAUAACCGCUGGAAGAUCAGGCCAGCUCCUUCCUUCUCUGGUGAACAUGUCUGGCCCGUUAAUGGGGGUUCGGAGCUCAACCGGGAGUAUUAGGAGUAGACAUGUUUCGAGGGAUAGUGGGGAUUAUGUAAUCGACACUCCGAAUUCUGGUGAAGAGGGAUUACAUUCUGGUUUUGGGAUUCAUGGUGUGAACGCUAAAGAACUACAUUCCGCCUUGCAAGGCCAUCAGCAGCAACAGCAACACACGCUUACUCAUGCCGACAUAGCGUUGAUUUUACUCGCGGAGAUCGCGUACGAAAACGAUGAGGAUUUUCGUGAGCAUUUACCUCUUCUGUUCCAUGUCACUUUUGUUUCGAUGGAUAGUUCUGAGGAUAUCGUGUUGGAACACUGCCAGCAUUUGCUCGUUAAUUUACUGUAUUCCCUUGCGGGAAGACAUUUAGAGCUGUACGAAGUCGAAAAUAGCGAUGGGGAGAACAAGCAACAGGUCGUCAGUCUGAUAAAAUACGUUCAGUCGAAACGGGGGAGCAUGAUGUGGGAAAAUGAGGAUCCGACGCUUGUCAGACCCGAGCUUCCAAGCGCCGCCCUUCUGUCGGCGCUCGUUCAGAGUAUGGUGGAUGCUAUCAUCUUCCAAGGAGAUCUUCGAGAGACAUGGGGUGCUGAAGCACUCAAAUGGGCUAUGGAAUGCACAUCGAGGCAUCUCGCCUGUCGGUCCCACCAGAUUUACCGAGCUCUACGUCCUCGAGUCACGAGCGACGCCUGCGUGUCGCUUCUUCGGUGUCUCCAUCGAUGUUUGGGAAACCCUGUUCCCACGGUUUUGGGGUUCAUCAUGGAAAUCUUAUUGACUUUGCAAGUGAUGGUCGAGAAUAUGGAGCCCGAGAAGGUUAUACUUUACCCUCAACUCUUUUGGGGAUGUGUCGCGAUGAUGCACACUGAUUUCAUCCACAUAUAUUGUCAAAUACUCGAACUUUUCUCUCGAGUGAUAGACCGAUUAUCGUUUCGUGAUAGAACGACAGAAAACGUGCUCCUCUCCAGUAUGCCUCGAGACGAGCUUGAAUCGAGAGCAGACCUCCAAAGAAUGGAGUCUAGACACGAGACAUUAAUGCAGUCCACUGGGAAGGUCCCGGUUUUCGAAGGAGUACAACCGCUCGUUCUCAAAGGGCUUAUGUCAACCAUUAGCCACGGAGUUUCCAUUGAUGUUCUAUCUCGAAUAACCGUACCCUCGUGCGAUUCGAUCUUCGGGAAUGAAGAGACGCGUCUCUUAAUGCAUAUAACCGGCUUACUUCCAUGGCUAUGCCUGCAGUUAGAGCAAGACGGUCAUAAUACAUCUCCGAUCCAACAACAAUACCAAAAGGCUUGCUCGGUUGCAUCCAACCUCACGAUCUGGUGCAGAUCGAAGUCAUUGGAGGAACUAGCCACAGUUUUCAUGUUAUACUCACAAGGCCACGUUAAAACAGUGGAGAAUCUAUUGGUGUGCAUUUCGCCUUUGUUAGCCAUCGAGUGGUUUCCUAAACACUCGGCGCUCGCGUUUGGACAUCUUCUAAGGCUACUAGAGAAAGGGCCUGAUAUAUACCAAAGAGUGAUACUCCUAAUUCUCAAGGCAUUGCUUCAACACACUCCCAUGGAUGCGGCUCAGAGCCCGCACAUGUACGCUAUCGUGUCUCAGCUAGUCGAGAGUACUUUGUGCUGGGAGGCUCUAAGUGUUUUGGAAGCCCUCUUACAAAGCUGUAGCUCGUUAGGCGGGGCCCUCUCGUCUGAUUUGGGGUUAAAUGAGAACGGAGGAAUUGUUGGGACGGAAGAGAAGAUGUUGGUGCCACAAACGUCGUUUAAGGCCAGGAGUGGGCCUUUACAGUAUGCGAUUGGGAGUGGAUUUGGAGCUACUAUUCAGACAGUUAACAAUAGUAAUAGCGAAACUGGGGGAUUGUCGGCUAGAGAACAAGCUUUGCAAAAUACGAGGUUGAUUCUGGGACGGGUGUUGGACAACUGCGCGUUGGGACGACGAAGAGAUUACAGGAGACUGGUGCCGUUUGUGACUACAAUAGGGAAUGUUUAAGGUUUCGGUUGUGUGUAUAAAAGUAGGUUCUUAUAUUAUGGGAAAUGUAAUCCAUAUCUAUUUGCUCUUAGCUUCUUGUGCAUAAUGCUAAGGAAUUUGUAUCUUCAUUCUCAAUUGGAAUUAUCCAUAUUUUGAAACUUC